AGUUUUUUUAAAAAAAAAACCAUUAUAUAACUUCUUUUUUUUAUUUUGUAGGGUUCAGGUCAGAUUUGAAUAGGAAAAGGUGAAGUCCUUUUUUUUUUUAUACCUUCUGCCCAAAUUUUUAGCAGAAGGAAAAACGUCUUUUACGAGUUUUUUCUUUUUUUAUUAUUAAUAAAACCCAAAUAAAAAACUUCAAAAAUGGAGUCAGCAUACAAAUUUACAGAAUAUAGAUAUAGGUUUCUAAAAGAAACAAAAAAUUUUUCUAGUGCGGACUCACGAACUAUGGUAAAAGGCCAAGAAAGAGCACGAAGAGACUCUAGUCUCAGUAAAACAGAACAGAACUUCCUGGAGUCAAUACGGAACGACGCUGUACGCAGAAAAGAGACUAUACAAGAAAUAGUUUUAAAAUGUUCAGCAACGUCUUUCGACGUCUAUAUAGACAAAAUUAAAAGACUCUCAUGGGAAAAUUCAAAGCUGCGAGAAGAACUGCGGCAGAAAGAUCACAUGAUGGACAAGAAAGGCAAGUUGGAGAAAACACAGGAACGAAUAAUAUCACAGAAAAAUGAGCAAAUAAGGAAAAUUUCACAAGAAGUAGAGAAAACGAGAUCAGAGGUAAAAAAGGUUAAGACUGAUAUCAACAAAGAAUUUGAUCAGCUGAAGAAAUCCAAAAAAGGCAGAUCGACAUCAAACAGGAGAAAACGGGAAGAAAUUUUAGAGAUACCAGUUUUACCCGAAAAUACCAGUAAUUAUCAGCAGUUUAAGGAGGCACGUGAUAUAUUUUUCUACGAUAUACCAAAAUAUUGGAGCGAGGAUGACGUAAGAACAAAUCUGAUGAAGAUUGGAACAGUUUACAGACUGCAAAUUCGAGGACAAUACAAAUACAAAACCGUUAAGGCAAAAAUCACUUUGAACGAAAAUUUUGAAAAAACGUUCUUGGAUGGACAUUUCGGUAUUUGUAUUAGCAAAAACUUUAUCAGAUGGUACAACGCGAAACUAGGUUUGAAAGGACGACAAGAACGGGAUCAAUGGCAGACUGUGAGAGACCUAACUAACGAGGAAAUGGAAUCCAUAAAGAAGGGAAAUACAUACGACUUCACGAAAAAACUGCAACAAACCUCCAAGACAGCGUUCAUCAAAAUCAUCAAAAUCACAAAAAAUUGGAAAGUGAUUGGAUAUUUUAAGAACCUCAAAGCAAUGGAAGAAGCAGUGGAGGAUUCAUGCACACAAGGAGAUAUCAACAGAGUUUGGCUUGUGAGAAAUAAGAAGACGAUAUAUAAAGACGGUGAUGCAAAGACAAGGGCGACGAAAUCACCCAUCACACCACCGGAGAGAAUUUAUAGAGAAUUAGGAAACUUCGCCUCACGAAAAGAAAGCUUAUUACAUCCAUCAAAAGCGGAUAAUCCACUAAGGAUAAGCAAGACACCAGACAAAAAUGAAGUUGUCGAGAUGAUCAAAAAUUGGAGAGUAGGAGAAGAGAUAUCAAGAAUCAACCAACGAUGGAAGUUUGGUAGACAAAUUGAAGGAAGUGAAAGAUAUCUUCAAUCAAACGUCCAAUGCAAUGGAAUGGGAAAAAUUAAUGUCGAGGCCGUAGACGAAUUACGCAAGGAGCAUGGGAUAAAAAAUUGGGACGAAGCAAAGAAUUGGGCCUUGGAAAAAAACAAUUUUUUCCGUUUAGGACAAAAGAUUAUAAGUUUAGCGGAAAAAUCAAAAAUAUUUGAAGAAUAUACUACCCUAAACGAUAAUUUUAAACAAAGAUUGGAGAACGAAAAUCACUACCAAGAUGAAAAGAAGACUGGCGAAAAAAGACCAAUAUUAGAAUCGCCGAGUAAGUGGAGUGACAUAGAGGAUGAAGAGGAGAGGAACAAGGCUUUCAAGGCAUUUUAUUUAGAAAAAAGGCAAAGAGAGCAGCUGAUCCCUUCCCCUUCCACAAACGAAGACAAAGAAGGAGACGAGGAAGAAGAAGAAGAAGAAGAAGAAUUAGAAACUAAGGCAUCACCAUCAAAGAAGAACAAGACAGAUUUCAAACAAAGAUUGGAGAACGAAAAUCGCUACCAAGAUGAAAAGAAGAUUGGCGAAAAAAGACCAAUAUUAGAAUCGCCGAGUAAAUGGAGUGACAUAGAGGAUGAAGAGGAGAGGAACAAGGCUUUCAAGGCAUUUUAUUUAGAAAAAAGGCAAAGAGAGCUGAUCCAAUCCCCUUCCGUGAAAGAAGACAAAGAAGAAAACGAAGAAGAAGAAGAAGAAGAAGAAGAAUUAGAAACUAAGAAAAGAACAGGUCUACAAUAUCACCCAUGUCUGCCACCUGUGGAUAAAUAA
This is a messenger RNA of Rhizophagus irregularis DAOM 181602=DAOM 197198, 2310 nucleotides long. Lineage: Eukaryota; Fungi; Glomeromycota; Glomeromycetes; Glomerales; Glomeraceae. The record is from RefSeq and is a predicted model, not a curated record.